Molecule: messenger RNA, 1191 nt
Organism: Hyla sarda
Lineage: Eukaryota; Metazoa; Chordata; Amphibia; Anura; Hylidae
Product: tachylectin-2-like
Exons: 3
Source: RefSeq, a predicted model, not a curated record
CUCCACAACAUCCAGAAUAAUCCACCUUGGCUCCCAGCAGUGAUAAAGGACUGAUCCUAAGUACAGGAGGCAAGCACCAAUUAUUGCAGAAGAUAACGUGGUCUACACCAAAACCAAAAGGAACAAAUGGCAUCAAGACAAGCGGCCCCUAACUCUGGGAAUCUCUUGCUGGCCGUCUCUACAGAUGGUACCAUAAAAGUCGGCCUGCCACCAGCAGAUUACAGUGACAGCUUUUAUGAUAGGGCUGCGGUUUUAGGAAAACUGGAAAAGGCCAGCCAUGUUAUCUGCAGUCCAGAAGGGGAACUGUUCUGUGUCCGUGAUGGAGAUCUCUACAGGGGGCCUUUGCCAUCAAAGAUUGACCUUGACUGGUUUUCUAUUGCCAGAAGAGUUGGGAAAGGUGAAUGGAGGAAAGUUAAAAUUCUAUUCUUUCACCAAAAUGGAGAAAUGUUCUGUGUAACAAAUAACGGAGAGUUCUACAAAGGUCCACAACCGGACAAUGAAAAUGUAUCUUGGAUGUAUGGCCAAGCCACAAAGAUUGGGAUCAAUGGUUGGGAGCAGUGCGAAGCCUUAUGCUUUCAUCCAGAUGGUUCCCUGUACAUAGUGAACAAAGAAGAUAGAAUUGUGACAGGAAAACCCCCAACAACCUCACAAGAAUACUGGGAUUGGCUGAAGUCUGCUACAGUGGCUGGAGGGUGCAACUGGUUUAAAUUGACCCAUUUUAUGGCAUUUGAUUCUGAUGGUAAACUGUGGACUGUCAAUAAGAAUAAUGGAAAUUUUUACAGAGGGUACAUACCCAGUGAUGGCCGUUAUAUAGACAACGCUGAGAAAUUGGGAUACAGCUACCAUAUUUUUCGUUUCCUCUCUUUCACAAAAGACAAGACAAUCAGCAGCAUUAUACGCUUACAGUUCCUGCCUGAACAAGGGCAAAGAGAUUCUCAGAGUGCGGAAGUGAUAGCUGUCCAAAACUUUGAUAACAAACAUAGCUUGGUGCCACUGAAACACAACUUCACAUUUGAAAAAACAAUAAAGGUUUCCAGCUCCUUCUCCCAUCAACAUGGAUUUACAUUUGCAAUUGGUGGUUCUAUGAAAUUCACAGCUGGGAUACCAGGUAUUGCUCAGAAUGAGAUUGGAGUGACAAUAGAUGUGAGCACAACCCACGAGUGGAACUUCACAGACACGAAUGAGACCGAG